AUGACGACUGUUGCAAUCCAGCCCGAGUUUGGCUAUGUGAUUUUCACACUUUUCUUAAGCUGGGUAAUGAUAAUGUACCUCGGAAUUCGUGUUGGAAAAGCGAGAAAGCAGUACAAUGUCAAGUACCCUAAUAUGUACAGUGAUAAACAUCCUAUAUUCAACUGUUUUCAACGAGGACAUCAAAAUGCGAUCGACAAUGAAAUUAAACUUGAAGAAUGGUACGUCGACCACUCAUGUAAAAAUAUUAUCCUACUAAUCAUGUUGCUCAUUCCUAAAAUAUUCACCAAAGAAGAAAAUAACGCUGGACAAGAUCACGCUUGGGACGUCAAAUAUCGUUGUUAUGGAAUUCCAGGUAUCCCAGGUGCACCAGGUAUACCUGGGAAUCCAGGGUUACAAGGUCCGAGAGGAGAUCGAGGAGAGACAGGACAGAAAGGUGAUAGUGACAGCAACGGAACACCUGGUAUACCUGAACCAAUUCAGCAGGGAAAGAAAGGAGAUUCUGGCGCACACGGAACCCCGGGAAAGAUUGGGCCAAGUGGCAAACCUGGUGUGAAAGGAGACAAGGGUGAUAAAGGUAAUGCAGGUGAUCAACGUCCUAUACAGACCACUUCAAGAGUUGCAUUUUCAGUUGCACGUACAUCGAGAAUGGGUCCAUUAUCAAAUUACCAAGCAGUAACGUAUGAUAAGAUCUACACAAAUAUUGGGGGUCAUUACAAUGACAGCACCGGCGUCUUUACAUGUCCCUCUAAUGGCGUGUAUUUUUUUACCAUGUCAGCUCUCAAACAGACAUCGGACAGCAAUCUUCAUGUAUGCUUUAUGAGAAACCAGAUUCAGCUGACAUGUGCCUUCUCCCGAACAGGAGCAGCUACAAAUAGUAUCAUCAUAGAGUUAUAUCUGGGAGAUGAAAUAUGGGUUAGACUACGCGAAGACUAUGCUUUAUACAGUAACGAGGGGAACAGAUAUGCAACAUUCUCUGGUUACAUUAUAAACACUGAUGCAGAAUAA
Saccoglossus kowalevskii is the source of this 1005-nucleotide messenger RNA. RefSeq names its product glutathione S-transferase 3, mitochondrial-like. Gene Ontology annotation, molecular function: glutathione peroxidase activity; glutathione transferase activity. The record is from RefSeq and is a predicted model, not a curated record. Lineage: Eukaryota; Metazoa; Hemichordata; Enteropneusta; Harrimaniidae. Gene Ontology annotation, cellular component: endoplasmic reticulum; nuclear envelope; membrane.